CUUCCCCUUGUGACGGCUCACCAGAAGCUCUGACGGUUGACUACACAGCCAAGAAAGUCUACUCGCCCGGAUACCCUGCUCGCUAUGACAACAACCUAAAUUGUGAAUGGCUACUGGAGGCAGGAGCUGGCGUGAGGCCAGGAUUUGGAAUACAGCUGGCAACAUUGGAACUGGAGCUGGAUCCCUCAUACGUCACGAAUGUUGGGGAAUGUGAUGAUUUCCUAGAGCUGUUUGAAGCUCCUUCCAACCCAGGCCCCAGCUUGGGCAGAUGGUGCGGCAGGGCACUGAAGAUCGUCAAAUCCAUGGCAACCACCUUAACUCUCAGAUUUUCCACAAACGGUCUUUAUACAGGCAGAGGAUUUGUCAUUGAGUAUUCCUUGAUUAGAAUUGGGUCUGCCGAAUGUCUGCCAGGGCGUACAACACCAGUUCAUGUUGGCCGAGCACCCUUGUACGAAUCGUUUGAAGUGAAAAGUUCAGAAAACAGGUAA
This is a messenger RNA of Candidula unifasciata, 488 nucleotides long. NCBI's taxonomy places the organism in Eukaryota, Metazoa, Mollusca, Gastropoda, Stylommatophora, Geomitridae. The record is from the annotation of a GenBank genome assembly.